ACGAAAAAUAGAACGCACCUUCUAGCAACCCGGGGCCAGCGACUUUUUUUCUCUUCAGUGGUGUGACGUCGUUGCUGGCCCUAUCGGCGUCAUCCAUGCUGCUCUAGUCAAAGAACAAUGUGAUGUCUCUGCCCAGUGACGGCGCUCCUCUGCUUGAUCAUCCGCGGUAUUUCUUCUUCUCAUCACCAGAUGCCAAAAAUACAUGUCGCUCCACUAUCCCGCCGCCUUCUCGAUUCCGAGUACGCAGCCAGUCCCAUCGGGAAAGACGCUGAAUCGCUGACGGCAUUGGCAUUGGCACUAUUUAUUUGGGCGUCGGCUCAGGCAGCGGGCCGGAGAACCAAGAAAAAAUAUCCAUGGGCGCCUAUUUGUCAAUAUUAUGCCUGCCUUAUCACUGUGGUGGGUGGGGAGGUUCGGCGGCUUUUGUUUGCUGGCGCAUGUGCGAGGAUGUGGGCCGGGAGGGGGUGCAGAGGGCGGGUGGAGAUACCCCCUUCUGGAUCAGCAUCCCUAGCGAGCAUUCAAGCGGCAUAGUGAGCACCAUCAGCCGUUUGCUGCCGCUUAGCUCCGGGUAUGCUCUCCGGUAGGCGGAGCUUGCCAGACAGGAAGCCAUUUGGCAUAUAAAGGCACACGCAUCGGCACCAGCACUGCGAACCCAAACACCAUUACCAGUUGCUUCA
Molecule: messenger RNA, 674 nt
Organism: Linderina pennispora
Lineage: Eukaryota; Fungi; Kickxellomycota; Kickxellomycetes; Kickxellales; Kickxellaceae
Exons: 1
Coding region: 190-528 (112 amino acids)
Source: RefSeq, a predicted model, not a curated record